Molecule: messenger RNA, 9509 nt
Organism: Cylas formicarius (sweet potato weevil)
Lineage: Eukaryota; Metazoa; Arthropoda; Insecta; Coleoptera; Brentidae
Product: neurofibromin
Exons: 23
Coding region: 85-8595 (2836 amino acids)
Biological process (GO): regulation of GTPase activity
Source: RefSeq, a predicted model, not a curated record
AUCAAAUGUCAUCGCGUUUUACUAACAAUGUCAGCCCGGAUGAAGCCUUAAUAAAAAUGUAAAGUAACGAGUGAAUUUAAUAAAAUGGCAACGCAAAAGCCGACUCUAUGGGCUGACCAUUUAAUAAAUCGGUUUGGGGAUCAGUUGCCAUACCGAAUUGGUCCUCAAACAACACACGCAAGCAUAAAUCAAGAACAGAACAAGAAUUGUAUUAUACAAAUUUCCAAAUUUCGUUUUUCUCUAGUCUUAGAUGGUUUUGUGAAAGUUCUCAAAAAGGUCAAUGAGACGUAUGACAAAAAUCAAAAACAUGGAUCUGAGCAAGAAAAGAAUUAUUUUGAUAGUUUAUUUAUAGUGUUAGAAACUCUAGAAAAAUGUUUUAGUAUUCAACCCAAAGACUCGAUUACGUUGACAAUGGAAGAAAGUCAAAAUUUAAAAAUUUUAUUAAAAGAAAUUUGCGGAUAUCUAUUAGUUAAAGAUGUUUUUCCUGAAAAUAAUCCAAAUACGCAUGCAGUGAGAUUACUAGCAAGUAAAGUACUUUUUGCUUUAUCAGUAAAUUUUUUUAACGUAGUAUUUACGAGAAUAACAUCAAAAUUACAAGAAUGUGCUUCAUCACCAGAAGAAAUUACGGAUUUAAGUGAAAUUGAACUAAUCCAGCACAUUAAUGUGGAUGUAAAUCGUCUUUCUAAACUUUUAUGGGAAGGAGUGACCAAAUUUAAGCAACUGAGGAAAAAUGCCCAGCAGUUGUAUGUAAACUCAUUAGAGAAAGCUGUAUGGAAUUGGAUUGAAACAUAUCCAUAUGAAUUUGCUGAAUAUCAGAAAAAUCCUGAUGAAGAAUUAAUGAGAAAUGCUGAUCAGUUUUUUGAUAUCGUGGAAUCUGUUACUGACAAUAAAAAAAUUAAACCAAAUAUGUGGUCCUUGCAAAUGAUGUUACUAAUAUUGGCGCCUAAAGUAUUAGAGGAAAUAGUAAAUGCUGAUACGGGAGCACCAUGCUCUCCAAGACAUGUAAGAAAAAAGGCUUAUAUCGACAAUAUUAAGAAAUGUCUUGGACCACACAGUAACAGCAAACAAUCAACUGAAGCAGCAGCGGUUGCUUGCGUAAAACUUUGCAAAGCAUCGACAUAUAUAAAUAUUUUAGAUUCAAAUAAUAAAGCUUUUGUUCUUGUUCAGAACAUCAUUCACGAUUUAAAGAAUUUUUUAUUCAACCCUAACAAGCCCUACUCGAGAGGCCAAACUGUUUUAUAUCAAGACAUGGAUAUAAUGAUUGAUUGUUUUGUAUCAGUAUUUCGCAUAAAGCCGCAUGACAAUGAAGCCCUUAAAGUUUGCCUAACUGUAACUUCACCACCAACAUACCAUUUUGUAUUAAUUAGAUCGCUGUAUAAAAUAGUUACUCAACCAAAAUUAUUGUGGUGGCCUACAAUAGACUUGGUUUACUCCAAAUCGUCUGAGCUUAGAACCAUGUUCUCUGACAUAUUGAAUAAAGUUUCACAAGGCUAUAGUCAACAUACUCCUCUAAGAAUGAUCUCAAAAACACUUAAAGGUACUAAAGAUACGCAAAUGAAAUAUAGAGAUAGAUCUGAAGAGGUUCCGGGCUACAGGAAUUUACUGCUCUACAUGGUUCGGUUGAUUCACGCCGACCCAAUGUUGCUCUUAAACCAUCACGGCAAGGCAGGUCACGAGAUUCAGAGUUGUACACUAGACUUGAUUAAUGGCCUUGUGUCAUUGGUUCAUCUCCAAAAUAUGCCAGAAGUAGCACAGGAAGCUAUGGAUGCAUUGCUUGUUCUUCAUCAUCCAGAAAAAAUUGAGAUGUGGAAUCCAGAGGCGCCAAUAAAUACUUUUUGGGAUGUAGGUUCUCAGGUUCUUAAUCAGAUUUCAACCAAAUUAAUUCAACACCAAUAUGCUAACUAUACCGAUAUUCUUAAAUGGUUGAGAGAAAUUCUUAUAUGUAGAAAUGCAUUUCUAACAAAACACAAGGAAUAUGCUACUUUGGGCAGCUCAAUAUCCACAUCACAACAAGCUCAUGUUAAGCUAGAGGUCGUGUAUUACAUGUAUCUUUGGAGUAUAGAUAUUGAUGCAGUUUUGGUGGCAAUGAGCUGUUUUGCCCUAUUAUGUCAAGAAGCAGAAAUUCUUUGCUUAUCGGAGGAAAUUACCGUAACCACAUUAGUACCAAAUUAUCAUGUUUAUUUAGAACUUGCCCAAGCGUCAACAAUUUUGACCUCCGCUGCUGGAGAUUCCAAAAUAUGUUUUCCAGAUUACGUGGCUGGUCGCUAUGCCUUGCAAAAGAAAAUAAUGGCGUUGUUGAGAAAAAUAGAACAUUGUAUUAAUGGUGUUUAUCCAGCGUGGGAAGAAACAUUUCGAAUCUGGACUAGUUCAUACAAGAGUAUAUCAGCCUAUCCAAAAACUAGAUUAGAAGAUGGACAAAUGGAACCGUUUCAUCGGUCCGCUGGGAAAAGAAGAGCGUCGCAUCAAAAUUCGGAACAUGAACUGGAGAAGGAACAAAUCAAUGAAUGGGCCAAUAUGACUGGCUUUUUGUGUGCUCUGGGGGGAGUGUGUUUACACGCAAAAUCCUAUUCUUCUGGUCAUUACUCCUCACUCAGUAAUACCUCAGGCUAUUCUAGUAUGUCUACGCUUACUUUAAGUUCAAUAAGUACUUUGUGUGAACUUUCAACCAGUAGAAGGUCUAAUACUAUGCAAGCCUUACAGAGUCGACAAAGCGAGCAAGAAGCGAACGUAACACAAUUUGUUGAAUUACUGCUAAGGUUAUUGGUGUGCAAUAAUGAGAAAUUCGGUCCCCAAAUACAAAAACAUGUUAAGGAAUUAAUUGGACAUGAAAUGUCACCAGCUUUGUAUCCUAUUAUUUUUGAACAAAUAAAAAUAAUAAUCGAUAAAUUCUUUGACCAAACCGGACAAGUGAUGGUUACGGAAAUAAAUACUCAAUUUAUUGAACAUAUUAUCGUGAUUUUAAAGAACAUUUUAGAUUAUUCUAAAAACGAGCAACCGUCUGAACAUUUAGGCGUCACCAGCAUAGAAGGGAUGAUGCUCCAAAUUGUACGUUAUGUUAGACAUUUGGAUAUGUCCACCCAUGCUAUGCAAAUUAAAACAAAACUGUGUCAGUUAGUAGAAGUCAUGAUGCACCGGCGUGACGAUCUAGCAUUUAGACAAGAAAUGAAAUUUAGAAAUAAACUGGUGGAGUAUCUAACCGACUGGGUUAUGGGCACAUCCCACCAAAUUUCACCGCCAUCUGGUGGUGAUCUCACUCUUAUGACUAGAGAUUUAGAUCAGGCAUGUAUGGAAGCUGUGGCCGCUCUUCUCAGGGGAUUGCCUCUGCAGCCAGAAGAAUCGGACAGAGGCGAUUUAAUGGAAGCGAAAAGUCAACUUUUCCUUAAAUAUUUCACUCUAUUUAUGAAUCUCUUAAACGACUGCGCAGACGCUUCAGAAUUAGGCGACGAACCGAGAGAAAGACUGCAUUCCGAAAAUUUAUCUAAUUUAAGAAGCGCUACAAUUCAAGCGAUGUCAAAUUUAUUGUCAGCCAAUAUCGACAGCGGACUUAUGCAUUCAAUUGACUUGGGGUAUAAUAAAGAUCUUCAAACGAGGGCCGCGUUUAUGGAAGUGCUAACGAAAAUACUGCAGCAAGGUACCGAAUUCGAUACGCUCGCUGAAACAGUACUUGCAGAUAGAUUUGAGCAGUUGGUUCAGCUAGUUACGAUGAUCAGUGAUAAAGGAGAACUGCCAAUUGCUGUUGCUUUAGCCAAUGUAGUUACCACUUCUCAAAUGGACGAAUUGGCUAGAGUAUUUGUAACACUUUUUGAUGCGAAACAUCUUCUGUCGCCAUUGCUUUGGAACAUGUUUUAUCGGGAAGUGGAAAUAUCUGACUGCAUGCAAACGUUAUUUCGCGGAAAUUCUUUGGGUAGCAAAAUAAUGGCGUUUUGCUUUAAAAUAUAUGGUGCUAGUUAUCUCCAGACUUUGUUGGAGCCUUUGAUUCAGCCACUAUUAGACAAUCCGCAUCAAAGUUUUGAAGUCGAUCCAGCUAGGUUAGACACAAACGAAGAUAUUGAAGAAAAUAGACAAAAUUUAAUCGCGUUAACCCAAAAAGUAUUCGAUGCUAUAGUUUCGUCUGCUGACAGGUUCCCUCCACAAUUAAGAUCGAUGUGUCACUGUCUUUAUCAAGUUUUAAGCAAGCGAUUUCCUCAAUUUCCGCAAAAUAAUAUCGGAGCGGUGGGAACCGUAAUAUUUUUAAGAUUUAUUAAUCCUGCUAUUGUGUCGCCACACGAGAUGGGUAUAGUUAGUGACCAAGUGCCUACAAAUAUACGAAGGGGAUUGAUGUUAAUGUCGAAAAUCCUUCAAAAUAUCGCCAAUCACGUAGAGUUCAGUAAGGAACAGCACAUGGUACCUUUCAACGAUUUUUUAAAGUCACACUUUGAAACCGGUAGAAGGUUUUUCAUAACUAUAGCAUCGGAUUGUGAGACUGUAGAUCAGACUUCGCAUUCGAUGUCAUUUAUAUCUGAUGCAAACGUACUGGCUUUGCAUAGACUUUUAUGGAACCACCAGGAAAAGAUUGGAGAUUAUUUGUCGAGUAGUCGUGAUCAUCGAUCUGUUGGUAGGAGGCCUUUUGAUAAAAUGGCCACACUGUUAGCAUAUCUGGGACCUCCAGAGCACAAACCGUUCGAUUCUCAUUUAUUAUUCACCUCAAAUCCACGAUGGAGGUCUUUGGAUAUGUCUUCAACGAAUUUUGAAGAUUUAAUGAGUAGACAUAAUAUGGACGAAAAAGAGGAAUUUAAGUCCAUAAAGUCUCUAAAUAUUUUUUACCAAGCGGGAACUAGUAAAGCGGGCUUUCCUGUAUUUUAUUACAUUGCAAGGCGUUGGAAGAUCGGUGAAACAAAUGGAGAUUUAUUAAUUUACCACGUCAUAUUGACGUUGAAACCGUUUUGUCAUUCUCCGUUCGAACUCGUAGUCGAUUUUACUCACACUUGUUCGGAUAAUAGGUUUAGGGCUGAAUAUUUGCAGAGGUGGUUUUACGUUUUACCAGAAGUAGCUUAUGAAAAUAUUCAUGCUGCCUAUAUUUACAAUUGUAACAGCUGGGUGCGGGAAUAUACAAAAUACCACGAUCGCAUGUUGGCAAGUCUAAAGGGAAAUCGUAAGUUAAUAUUUUUGGAGACGCCUAUCAGGUUAAACGAUUUUAUCGAUCCUGAUCAGCAAAAACUGCCGGGUGCAACGCUAAGCCUAGACGAAGACCUUAAAGUAUUUAACAACGCCUUAAAAUUAUCGCACAAAGAUACGAAAGUAGCAAUAAAAGUAGGCCCCACUGCUAUUCAGAUUACCUCGUCAGAAAGAACUAAAGUUCUUUCGCAUUCGGUACUACUAAAUGAUGUUUACUAUGCGUCUGAAAUUGAAGAAGUCUGUUUGGUCGAUGAUAAUCAGUUUACUCUCACCAUAGCUAAUGAAAGUGGACCUUUAAGUUUUAUUCAUAAUGAUUGUGAUAGUAUUGUACAGGCUAUUAUUCACAUCAGAAACAGAUGGGAGUUAAGCCAGCCUGAUUCAGUAACGGUACAUCAAAAAAUAAGACCCAAAGAUGUUCCGGGAACCCUUCUGAAUAUGGCGUUGUUGAAUUUGGGCUCUCACGAUCCUAAUUUGCGAACAGCAGCUUAUAAUCAACUUUGCGCUUUAACUGCAACAUUCGAUUUGAAAAUAGAAGGUCAACUCUUAGAAACUCAAGGAUUAUGUAUUCCCUCCAAUAAUACAAUUUUUAUAAAAUCCAUAUCGGAAAAAUUAGCAACGAAUGAACCUCAUUUAACAUUAGAAUUUUUAGAAGAGUGCAUUCAAGGAUUUAGAGUGUCUAGUAUAGAAUUAAAGCAUUUGUGUUUAGAGUAUAUGACCCCGUGGCUUCCAAACUUGGUGAAAUUUUGCAAACCAGCGGACGACAUUAAAAGAUAUCAAAAGGUUUCGGGAAUAUUAGAAAAACUUAUUUUACUGACGAUAAAAGAAGUGGAAAUGUAUCCAUCGAUUCAAGCAAAAAUAUGGGGAUCAAUCGGACAAGUUCCCGAAUUAAUCGACAUAGUUCUUGAUAAUUUCAUUUCCACUUCGGUUAACGAGGGCAUUGGUUCUCCUAUGGUAGAAAUAAUGGCUGACACUGCCGUCGCGCUGGCUUCUGCUAACGUACAACUAGUUGCGAAGAAAGUCAUUGGACGAUUAUGCAGGGUGAUGGAUCAAACAUGCCAAGCUCCGACUCCAAUGCUAGAACAACAUAUUAUGUGGGAAGACAUAGCUAUUCUAGCACGCUAUCUUCUUAUGUUAUCAUUUAACAAUUGUUUAGAUGUGGUGCGACAUUUGCCAUACCUUUUUCAUACCGUAACAUUCCUAGUUUGCUCUGGAUCUUUGAGCAUGAGAGCUUCGACCCAUGGCUUGGUCAUGAAUAUUAUACAUUCUUUAUGCACUUGCACAAAACCCAGAUUCUCCGAAGAAACACAAAGACUGCUUCGUUUGUCUUUGGAUGAAUUUUCACUUCCAAAAUUCUAUCUGUUGUUCGGUAUCAGUAAAGUAAAAAAUGCCGCGGUAACGGCAUUUAGAUCAGGCUACCGUCAAGCUAACGAUCCCAGAUGGUUUCUUCAAGAACGAGGCACCCCUACAACUGUGACCACCACACCAGUGGGCUGCAGUCAUGAAAGGGAGAGAUUGUCUUUAACUUCCUUGGAAGUAAUCACAGACGCUUUGUUGGAAAUUAUGGAAGCUUGCAUGAGAGAUAUACCAAAUUGCGACUGGCUUAAUAACUGGACAUCCCUUUCCAAGAGUUUUGCUUAUUGUUAUAAUCCAGCUUUGCAACCUCGUGCUUUGAUAGUGUUUGGAUGCAUUAGUAAAUCGGUAACGGACUAUGAAGUAAAACAACUACUUCAAAUUCUGGUGAAGGCGCUAGAGAGUUUUGAGGAUAUUACUUUGAUAGAAGCGGUUAUUAUGUGUUUAACGAGAUUGCAGCCGGUAUUAAGACCAGAAUCGCCCAUUCACAAAGCGUUAUUUUGGGUAGCAGUGUCAGUUUUGCAAUUGAACGAAUCGUCCCUUUACGCAGCAGGUUUAGCGUUGUUGGAGCAGAACUUACAUACUCUCGAUUCUCAGGGAAUUUUUGAUGAAACACCACUAGAACAAGUAAUGAUGCAAACUAGGGAUCCCCUAGAGCUAUAUUUUAAGCAAAUGGACCACGCGGUUGGUUUAAGUUUUAGGGCGAACUUUCAUUUUGCUCUCGUUGGACAUUUGCUCAAGGGAUAUCGUCAUCCCACCGCAACCACUGUUUCUAGAACAGUUAGGAUUUUAACUAUGCUUUUGUCUAUUGUUUCUAAACCAGCAAAAAGGGACAAGUUUGAAGUUACACCCGAUAGUGUUGCCUAUUUGACAGCCUUACUAGGAUACUCCGAAGAAGUUCGUAGUAGAUGUCAUAUUAAACACUUCCUGCCAAGGUACAUGACUGACUCGCUAUCUCAAGAGAAUUUUCUAGUUGAACCUAAUCAGGGGAAUUCCAACCAGCAGCAAGUAGCGACAUCUGCCAACAAUAUUUUUACAAGCAAUUCAGCGCGAAGGCAGAAAUCUUGCGAUUUACUGGAUCAAUCAGUUCUCGCACAAGCGCGACAAAACAAACCAUCAAGUUCGCAACACCAGGUUGAGAGAUCGAAUUCACCAGGUAAUAAAGGCUGGCGAAGUUUAGAUUUGACCCAGAGUCCGGGACUUCAGGCGAACUGCGUCCUGACCCGGACUUUGUUUCGCACCCAGAGGUCUAGUUCGGUACCCGUACAGCAGAAUUCCUCAACAAAUGUUUCAAUUAAUACAGAAAGUCCACCACCCGUGGCACCUACAAAAUCUGCACGAGCUCUCUUCAAAACUCAACGUUCAUUUUCUGUGCCAACCACUAAAGAGCAAAAAUCAAUCGAUGAUGAUGCAUCCAAGAAUCGAAGUGCGAGAGUGUCUGUGAGUAACGAGAACAAUGUGCUUCUUGAUCCGGAAGUACUUACGGAUUUCUCUAUCCAAGCGUUGGUCUUAACCACAUUGGCCACUCUCGUUAAAUACAGCACAGGAGAGGUCGAGACAAGGACGAUGUAUAAAUUUUUAGCUGAGGGCGCAACAGUAUUCCCAAGAGUAUUCCCAGUUAUCUAUAACUUGUUGGAUCAAAAUUUAAAGAAUAUCUUAACGAGCCACCACGACCUCGAAACCCUAAGUGCAGUACGAACCAUCAUUCAAACGAUGAUAACUUGCGAAGAUACUAGUCAGCAGCAAGUUCACUACUUGCAGAGUUGUGGUUUUGCCGGGCUGUGGCGUUUUGCUGGGGCUUUUCUAAGGGCCGAAAAUUCUAGAAUACUGGGAAACAUGGGCGAGCACAGUGAGCUAUUUAGAAGUUGCCUGGAGGCAAUGGUAGAGAGUUGUUUGCCCAACGAGGAAACGGAGACUGGCGAAAUUGGCGAACCAGCGCAAUUUUCCUCAUUAUUAAGCGUAAACUCGAAUAUGAGUUGUUCUAAUCCCAGUUUACCCCAGUCUCCCACUACCGAAGGGGGGAGUUUAGAUCGUGACGACGGUGGCGGAAGUGGGUCGUCCUUAGACAAAAUUGUGUCCAGCAGAUUGUGAAUGGCUAGAUGUAAUUCAUCUAACGAGGUAAAAUUGUUAGAAAAAAUUUUGCCAUUUUGCUGUAAAUUGUGUUCAUUUAUUUUUGUGAAUUAAUACGAAGACUGCGAAUGUUUCUUUUAUUCUUAGACCUAAGUUAGUAUGCUUUGUGGAUGGCAAGUCGUUUUCUAACAAUUUGUUAUUAUAUUCUAAACUAAAGGAUAUGUGAAACCAAAAAUGUACAAAUUUAUUACUAUCAUUAAAUUUCAUAAUUUUUGCAAACCGUUUAAUUUGUACGACAGUAUUUUUUAUUCAGUCAUAUUUUUCAUCCAGUAUAGGUGAUCGAGUGCGUUAUGAUUUCAUUUCGAUUGAGAUACGGUCAGGCCUUCAAAAUUUAGCGCAUUUUCGGAAAACUUGCGGCGCUGAAUAUAUUUGAAAUGAUUCCAGCACAAGCCUUAUUCAUUGUUACGGGUGUAGGUCAUAUAUUAGCUGUUGAUUCAAUACAUUUUUCACCUUCUAAGUACUUCACCCCCCACCGCAUUUAUUUUUUCGGUUUUUCAAACCAUUUUAGAUUGCCAGUCAAAAGUAUUCAGCGCCGAAUAAGGACCUGUUGUUGUCAAAUUCUUAGAAGUUAGAAUUAUUUAAAAUUAUAUUGGUAGAUAGAAAAAGUGCAAGAUCUUAUGGGAUGCCCUUGUUUUUUACAAGUGUGUGUUGUUGGAAAGUUAAGUUACUCUGAGUGUUUUAGACAUUCUUAAAAUGAAGCAUGUAACUCAUAAGACUUUUAACUCAGGAUAAUUUCCCGUGUGUCUUGGUUCCAUUUUAAUGUUUUCCCUUUUUUUUUGUACAUUCAUCAAUAUCCCCAAAUUUCAUUUUUUUACUUUUGCUCCGAAUGUUGUUCCGGUAUUUCGAAAAAUUAAAAUUUAUUUUCAUUUUUUUUU